AUGAGUUCUAUAGGUGAGAAUGUAGAUGACUUGCUUAGCAUGUUGCCUGAAGAGAUUGUUUCACACAUACUUUCUCUAAUGCCUACCAAAUAUGCUGUUCGAACUAGUGUUCUAUCAAAAAAAUGGAGAUAUCAGGUUCCAAAAUUACGUUUAUCAAAUUGGAUCGAUAAAGCAAUCGGGUUAAACGUUCGUGAGGUUGACAUAUGUGCUAGCACGCGGUUGCCUUCAAGCCUUUUCACAUGCAAGACACUCGCAAAAUUAAGAUUAAAUCAAUGUGUGGGGAAGAGUUUGUCUUUGAUCUAUCUUCCUUGCCUGAAAAGUCUUGACAUUGUUGGUUUUCCUAAUUCUAAACUCAUCCAUGGUUGCCCAAUGCUUGAAAGUUUAUCUUCGAAAGUAUCAUGGUGUGACCUUAAAAAAGAUUACAUAUUCAAUAUUCCUACUUUGAAACGAUUGGAACUAACAUUUGCAUCAACCAUCAACGAAGUUAACCAUAAAGUUGUUUUAUGCGUCCCUAAUCUUGAAUUCUUGUCGGUUGUUGGAGUGUUGAGCUCGUCUAUUGUAUUUGAAGAUGUGUCGUCUUUGGUUGGGGCAUCGAUUGCAUGUCACGAACCAACAGUUAUUCAACGGUGGUUGAGCUUCUAA
This is a messenger RNA of Helianthus annuus (common sunflower), 642 nucleotides long. RefSeq names its product F-box/LRR-repeat protein At3g59200-like. Lineage: Eukaryota; Viridiplantae; Streptophyta; Magnoliopsida; Asterales; Asteraceae. The record is from RefSeq and is a predicted model, not a curated record. Bases 1 to 642 code for a protein of 213 amino acids. Gene Ontology annotation, molecular function: protein binding. The transcript is spliced from 2 exons.